This is a messenger RNA of Medicago truncatula (barrel medic), 719 nucleotides long. Its product is annotated as auxin-responsive protein IAA1. Lineage: Eukaryota; Viridiplantae; Streptophyta; Magnoliopsida; Fabales; Fabaceae. Gene Ontology annotation, cellular component: nucleus. The transcript is spliced from 4 exons. The record is from RefSeq and is a predicted model, not a curated record. Gene Ontology annotation, biological process: regulation of DNA-templated transcription. Bases 77 to 448 code for a protein of 123 amino acids.
ACGAAUUUGAUUUUUAAUUCUUUUAACGAAUUAUGUGGGAUGGCCACCGGUGAGGGCAAGCAGGAAAAAUAUUGGUAUGAAGAAUAGUAUUUGCAAGUACGUGAAAGUUGCGGUUGAUGGAGCUCCAUAUCUAAGAAAAGUGGAUCUUGAAGUUUAUGAAUGUUAUGACAAUCUUCUCACUGCAUUGAAUACCAUGUUUUCUACUAAUUGCUUCACUAUUCGUAACGAUUUGAUGAAUGAGAAGAAAUUCAUGGAUUCUAGAAAAAAUACGAAUGAAUAUUUGGCUACCUAUGAGGAUAAAGAUGGUGACUGGAUGUUGCUUGGGGAUGUACCCUGGAAGAUGUUUGUUGAAUCAUGUAAGAGGAUAAGGCUUAUGAUUAGCUCGGGGGACAAUAUUGAUUUUGGUUCCAGAUGUACGGCCUCCAGUGAGAAGAAUAAUUAUAGCUAGUGUGAUUAAUGAUCUUAGUCGAUAAACACUUGUUAAUAUGUUAUAUUCUAACUAGGAUACCUUUCAAAGUGCAAAAGCUCCAAUUAGAGUAGUUAAUAUAGGGAAAUUUUAGCAUAUAGUAUAUCUUUGUUGCUUGAUACUGCACCUCUUGUUAAUUACUUUUGGUUUUGGCUUUGAAAAAUAACUUCAAGAGAGCCCGGCUUCUACAUUUUGUGGUCAAUUUUUUAUUUUUUAUUUUAAAUACAUGUACUACUCCACAUUAUGAUCAUCA